Messenger RNA from Momordica charantia (bitter melon), 1013 nucleotides. RefSeq names its product early nodulin-like protein 18 (gene ENODL18). Gene Ontology annotation, molecular function: electron transfer activity. Gene Ontology annotation, cellular component: plasma membrane. The record is from RefSeq and is a predicted model, not a curated record. NCBI's taxonomy places the organism in Eukaryota, Viridiplantae, Streptophyta, Magnoliopsida, Cucurbitales, Cucurbitaceae.
AGCACAAAAGAAGCAGGGUGUUCAGUUUCGGUAGACUAUAUACAUCCGGCAGAGCCAAAAUCUUUCGCUUCUUCUGCUUCACUUCCAAUAAUUCGCGAAUCCCUAGAACAAUCAAUGGAACAGAGGAAUUACAGAGCCGAUCCUCUUCAACCCGCCUUCCUCCUGCUCCUCUUCCUCUCCCUUUCUGGCCGAUCUGUCGUCCACGCCUACAAGAACUACACCGUCGGAGAUUCCCUCGGCUGGUUCGACAAAUUGGAGAAGCCUGCCGUCGAUUACCAGAAAUGGAUCGCCGGCAAGAACUUCGGCCUCGGCGAUUUCCUCAUUUUUAACACGGACAACAACCACUCGGUUGUGCAAACAUACAAUUUUACCAUGUACAAGCUAUGCGACAACGACGACGCAUCGGCAAACGACACGACGGAAUGGUCCGCCGCCGACCCGUCGGCAACCGCUCCCUACGCCGUCACGGUGCCCGUCCCACUAAUCAAAGAAGGUAUCAAUUACUUCUUCUCCGGCAACUACGACGGAGAGCAGUGCCAAAACGGGCAACACUUCCAAAUAAACGUCACACACGGUCAGGGCCUGCCCAAGAGCAUGAGAGAUUCUUCCGACGAAGCUCCGGGUCCGGCGGUAGCUCCCGACACCGGCGACGAAACCGAAUCUGCACCGGACACAAUCAUCCCGUCCAGCUUCGACCAUCCUCGAAACGACGUCGCUGAUACCGACGACAAGGAAGCCUCGGGCUCUGUUUCGUUAUUGCUUCACUUCAAGUUCAAUGACUUGUUCUUCUUGUUAGUUGGUAUUGCCUCCAUAUUUUUCAUCAUAGAGUGAAUUUGGUUUCUGUCAUUAUUAUUAUUUUUUAUUUAAUUAUUACGUUAUUUAAUACUCAAAUAAUGUGGGUCCUUUUACUUGGUGUUUAUAUUAACACAUAAUAGUUAGCUUAUAGGUUUUAUUUAGGAUUUCCCCCCUCUUUUGUGCAUGUUAUACACAAAAUAUAUAAUGUAAUAAUGGAU